CAACCUGUCAGGGUCGAGGCCCGCUGGGCGGCCGCGUCGUGUCGCUGCUCUCGGGUCCCCACGACCAUGGAGGACGCUCUGCUAGGAGCCAUGACGGGCCCCGAAGACGAGCUGGGCGCCGAGCUGUUCGGGCAGGAGCGUGGGUUCACGGACGGGCUGGCGCUGAGCCCCGCGACGGGUGCGGCCGAGCGGGAUGAGCUGCCUGUGCUGGCCGACGCCUACCUGGGCGCCACCGAGCCUGGGGAACAGCUGCUGCGCGCGCUCAGCCCCUCGCCGGGCGCCGAGGUACCGGCCGCCCUGCUCGGCGACUUCCCGGGGCUGCCCGACCUCCGCACCCCAGACGACGCCGCGCCGCCGCCCGCCUACAGCGUGCACGUGCUGUCGUCGUUACUUCCCGGGGCGCGCGGGCCCGCGCUGUUGCCGAUGAGCGCAGGAGUGCGCGUGAUCCCAGUUGAAAUCAAGGAAGCAGGUAGCAAUGUGCCAGGCAGCAACCCCGAAGAUGCGGCUUUCCAGAACCCUCUGACUCAGGAAUCCUGCUGCAAGUUUCCAUCAUCCCAGGAGGCAGAGGAAGCUUCCAGCUGCCCCCGGAAGAAAGACUCCAGUCCCAUGGUGAUCUGUCAGCUGAAAGGAGGUGCCCAGAUGCUCUGCAUAGACAACUGUGGCGCCAGGGAGCUCAAGGCACUCCAUCUGCUUCCUCAGUAUGACGACCAGAACAAUUUCCCACAGUCAGAUCUCCCUAAGCCAAUGACAACUUUAGUGGGAAGACUUCUGCCAGUACCAGCAAAAUUAAAUCUCAUCACACAGGUUGAUAAUGGAGCUCUCCCAUCGACUGUCAAUGGAGCUGCCUUCCCCUCAGGACCCACUAUGCAAGGGCCACCCAAAAUAGCUCUGGCUGGAUACUGCGACUGCUUCACCAGCGGGGACUUCUGCAACAGCUGCAGCUGCAACAACCUACGCCAUGAGCUCGAGCGCUUCAAAGCCAUUAAGGCAUGUCUUGAUAGAAAUCCCGAAGCUUUCCAACCGAAAAUGGGGAAAGGCCGGCUGGGCGUGUCUAAGCUGCGACACAGCAAAGGGUGCAGCUGUAAGCGAUCGGGCUGCCUGAAGAACUACUGCGAGUGCUAUGAGGCCAAAAUCAUGUGUUCUUCGAUUUGCAAAUGCAUUGCUUGCAAAAACUAUGAAGAAAGCCCAGAGCGAAAACUGCUGAUGAGCACACCCCACUAUAUGGAGGCUGGGGACUUUGAAGGUAACCAUCAUCUGUCCCCAGCCAAGUUCUCAGGACCUCUAAAACUGAGAAAAAAUAGGCAGACCUUCUCCUGUAUCUCCUGGGAAGUAGUGGAGGCCACAUGUGCCUGCCUGCUGGCCCAGGGCGAGGAGGCAGAGCAAGAGCGCUGCUCUCCAAGCUUGGCCGAGCAGAUGGUCCUGGAGGAGUUCGGAAGGUGCCUGUCACAGAUUCUCCACAUCGAGUUCAAGUCCAAAGGGCUGAAAAUUGAGUAGAGUGCAAGCUGGUAAAGGGGAUGCCUGUGGCAAGCCUCAGCUUUGGGGAGUUUGCACCUAGGAAGGUGGUACCACGGGAGGGGCACGAGGCCCCUGUAACAUGGCCAGGCCAGCCAACUGUGAGGUCUGAGCCAUCCCACUGUUGGAUCAGCCAGCCUGCUCAAGCCACCCUGAAGUACCGGCAGGCAGACUUGUCCUGGCGGCUGGACACUGGCCCUCUGGGGAUCCCCUGCCCUGCAUAAGAAGAGUGGCUUUCUGAUUAUUGUUAUGUGUUCGCUUUUCAAAUCGCUUAGUAGUUUCCCCAUUCAAGUUGUUAUGAGCCUUUAAGUCUCCAAAGAGCAAGGCUCUGCAGGUACCCCAAGUCACAGAUCAGGUGACCAGCAGGGGUCUUCCAGGCCAGGCCUGUGACAGAGAGUGUGGUAAGGGGGUCAGGUGGGAGCUAAUUUUUCUGAAUUUCUGCUUGAAUUGAGAAAGCAGUCUCCUGUCCAACCCUCAUCUCCACAAUUACUAUUACAUUGUGGCCAGCAAAACAGUCGCAGUGACCAGCUUGCAGACACCAGCAGGUGAGGUGGGCAAUUGUGCCCAUGCUUUGCAUUCUGUUGUGAGAGUGAACCUUUCCAGAU
Molecule: messenger RNA, 2117 nt
Organism: Alexandromys fortis (reed vole)
Lineage: Eukaryota; Metazoa; Chordata; Mammalia; Rodentia; Cricetidae
Gene: Tesmin
Product: testis expressed metallothionein like protein
Exons: 9
Coding region: 67-1494 (475 amino acids)
Biological process (GO): regulation of DNA-templated transcription
Cellular component (GO): nucleus
Source: RefSeq, a predicted model, not a curated record